Molecule: messenger RNA, 1839 nt
Organism: Cladophialophora yegresii CBS 114405
Lineage: Eukaryota; Fungi; Ascomycota; Eurotiomycetes; Chaetothyriales; Herpotrichiellaceae
Exons: 1
Coding region: 1-1839 (612 amino acids)
Source: RefSeq, a predicted model, not a curated record
AUGUGGACAAGUUACGCCGCGCUCACGGGAGCUGUGGUAGCAGGACUGUCCUACACGGGUUCGGCCUUCAUUCUGCCAUAUACCGCAGAUCAACGUGAUGCCAGCCAGGAAUUCGACUGGACAGAUAUCAGACCAUCGAAAGAGCUUAAGUACCACAAGUGCUAUGGACUCUUCGAAUGCGCUAGGUUAGAGGUGCCACUCGAUUGGUCCAAUCUCUCAAACUCGAACACUGUCGCCCUUGCCAUUACGAGGCUCCCUGCUGUCGUUGACGUUGCAGACGAGUCCUUUGGCGGCACAAUCGUCAUCAAUCCAGGCGGACCUAGCGGCUCGGGCGUUACAACUGUGUUGUGGGGCGGGAAAAGCAUUCAGAAUGUGGUGGACAGUGACAAACAUUUUGAGAUUUUGUCAUUCGACCCUCGGGGAGUACAGUUUACAACACCCAGCCUGGAGUGCUUUCAAGAUGACUCUGUACGUGGCAAUCUACGCUUGAUGUCAGCGGCGUCUGGCAGCCUCGAAUCGAAUCAAUAUGCUUUGGACACCAAAUGGAGCAUCGACAAAAGCCUCGGCCUCCUUUGCGCAAAGACGAAUAAGGGCAGAUAUCCGGAUGGCUCGACUAUUCGGCAGUAUGUCAGCACUGCCCUGGUCGCUCAUGAUAUGGUGGCAAUCAUCGAUGAAGUCGAGGCACACCGACAAGGCCAACUGCGUUCAGACGAGAAGCAUCAGCACAAGCCACAGGCCGCGAUCCUGUAUGACUCGGAAAACAGUCCUCCAUUGCUCAACUACUGGGGUCUGUCAUAUGGCACAUACCUCGGUAACACUUUUGCCUCAAUGUUUCCUGGCCGGAUUGGUCGUAUGAUACUGGAUGGUGUUGUUGACGCGGAUGACUAUGCCGCUACCGGCUGGACCACUAACCUCCAGGACAACAACAAGACAUGGGAAAAGUUCUUUGACUAUUGUUUUGAGGCUGGUGAUAAGUGCACCUUGUCUGACGCUUCGGUACAUGGCCCGGCAGAGAUGCAGCAGAAGGUUGAAGACUUUCUAGCUGAGCUUAAGCACAACCCACUGCCAUUAGUGGAAAAUGGAAACGCCUUUGUCCUCACGUACUUCGACUUGAAAUCGAUGAUCCAUGGCCAUCUGUAUCAACCAAUUCAGCUAUGGCCUAUGUUGGCUCUGAUCUUGAGAGCGUUGAUGGAGCGGGACGAGAGAAGCGCGAUUUCCGCACUGAGGUCCUCGAGGGCGUGGUUCGCCCCUGGAAAUAGACACUUCCAUCCCUCUCUGCCCAAUUUACCUCUCAUGCCCUUCCUAUCAGGAGCCCUGCUGGAGCAGGAGUUGAGCCUGCCGACGAGCUAUCCUUGGCAGGAGGAGGCGGCCAUCUCCAUUCUCUGUGGCGAUGGCGACGACAUUACCUCCCGGACGAAGGAGGAGUUCGGAGAGUACCUUAGCUUACUUGAAUCCCAAUCACCAGUGGUGGGAUCCGUCUGGGCAGAAAUCACGUUACCCUGCAUCCACUGGCAGAAGGCGAGUCGCCCAUUAGCCGGAAAUCGAUUCACAGGCCCUUUUGCCUCGAAUCUGUCUGACUACGAUCGUCGAGGCAGUCCGCUCUUGUUCAUUGGCAACACGGCGGAUCCGGUCACACCAGUGAGGAACGCGCUCAAAAUGUCCAAGAGUCAUGAAGGUAGUGUUGUACUAACGCAGGAUAUGCCUGGCCAUUGCGCUGGGUCAAGCAACCCGAGUGUAUGCACAUUUGGUAUCGUGAAGACGUUUUUCGCAAACGGGACUUUGCCUGAAGCUGGGCUUGUUUGUGAGGCUGCCCUUAAGCCAUGGGGUUUCAGACAUUGA